GUCGUAGAGUUAAUGGUUAGAGACUGAUAUAUAUAAGUCUGUGCCUCUGCACUUGGGUUCGGUAGCUGUCUCUUAUCGCUUUCACUUCUUUUAAAUUAUCAUAUUUAUUUAUUUUUUAAAAAAUCGAAAAAACGAAUAUGUGAAAGCAAGCGCCAUUAGAGAGAGAAAAAAAGAAAAGAACUCUCUGAGCGAAAAACUCUGAAACUCUCCUCCUCUCUCUACUUUCUCGCUAAUCUUAUUAGUCGUUCUCUUCUCAAUUCGUCGCCUUUGUAUGAUCCAUGGAGGGUGACUAUGAAGGAUUCUCCAUCAGAGAGUACACGCGUAAUGUUAGGAGUGUUGAUAUCCGGAAAUGCUGUCCCUUCCCCGGUGAGUUCACCGGAGAUUUUGCUCAGUCACUGCUUCCUCCGUUAACUGUGGCCAAGUUCCGUUGGUGGUCUCAUGAGCCCUCGUUGCUAACGAAAUCUCCGGUUGAUCCCAAACCAGCUUUUCGGCCAAUGCAGAGUCUAAACCCUGUAAGAAACGCUUCAUCCGUGAAACGACGACGAAUGAUCUUAUCUUUCAUAAGAAGAUUAAAACCAAGAAGCUUGAGGAUUACAAGAAGGAUAACCUUAAGCGUCUACAGGACUUGUGACGCAAUUUACUUUCAGGUUUAUAACUGCGAAGAGCAAGCUCGAGAAAAAGCUGAAGAUGAUGGGGAAUGUAGUCUUGGGAUCAAAGAAAGACCGGGUGUUAUGUCUCCUAGUAUGAACAAGGCUGGAGUGCGAUGUUUCUCUUCUUAUACAGAGGAACAACUGUUUCCAGAUUCUCCCAGAUCAGUCAGUCAAGAUUGUGAUUCUGAGGUACAAAUUCCUGGAACUUUGAAGGUGGCUAAAAGGAAAGAUUGCUCGGUGAGAAGUCUUGAUAACUCGAAUAUUGAUGCUUCUCAGUGGGAGAGGCAAGUCAUAUUCUCUUUACAACUCUGCUGCUCGCAAAUGAAUCGGUUAAGUCUAUGUUCUACCGAGGAUCAGUCACCUAAGGCUAUGAUAGAAUCCAUGCAACCAAACAAGCUUCAGCCUGUGGUUUCUGGGAGAAGGUUAAGUCAUGCUCGAGCAAAAUCUGGCAUGUCUUGUUUUCCUGGACCACAUCUCACACUGGAAAGAAUUAAGCAUGCAUUGGAUUUGGAGAGAAAGAGGCAUAUGUCUCAACCUAACCAAUCAUAUAUCUCUACUUCGAGUGAGAUCCAGUACAGAAGUUAUUCUUCUUCUUCCUUGUCUCAACCUGCAUCAGUUGAUAUGCAUCGCCAGACGUUGCUGAACCAAUCACCUUCUGAUCCACUUCUUGUAGAAGAGGCCAUCUUAGAAUUACCUCUUAAACAAGGUGAAUUAAUAGAAGCAAACGGUUCCUCUAGAUAUGUUUUACCGAGUAAUUUAGUGGACUUAUCCAGUGGAAGGAAACAGUCAGCUGAGCCAGCACUUGCCAGAGAUGUAGGAAGGUUCACUGUGCAUAGUGAGAAACACCAUAUGUACUUUCCAGCUAGGCUAGGCCUUGAUGAGACCUUCACCGAUAAUGCGUUUUUCAUUUCAGACACUAGUAAUGACGGAGAGUGUGGCCACACAAUCAAUAUGGUUGCAACGCCUGAUGGUUUGUGUUUACAUGACACUCAGUCAACAAUGCGGCUGAUGGGUAAGGAUGUUUCUGUUAAAACAGGUUACUCGGAUAUGGUUAGAAGGAGGGAGAGGAUCAUGUCAUCAGAUGCUUCUAUAGAUUACUCCUUUCUGGAGAGCUAUGCUCAACAGAGCUGGUUAUGGCGAACCACAACACUUGGAGAAAAUCAUACAAUCACAUCACUAGAUAAGUCUUGGAACACAACUUUGUUGUGUGAUAUUUCAAAGGAUACGCCCUUCACUAUGUUUUCUGAACCACCCCAAGUUAGAACAUACGUUGUCCCUGAUUCAGAAUUGCCUCCCAGAAUCUUGUAUCCAUUGACUGAUAAAGAUCUCUACUUCCAUGAAUCUGGUUUAAGACACCAACUAAACAGUGUCACAUUCAGCCAGCAACAACUACCUUCUCCCUAUAAUCCCGAGAUUGCCGGUCUGCCUUCUGCUUACAGAAAUGUCGGUGUUGGUUGUCACUUACCUGAUGCUGGAGGACCAGCUCUCGGUUUGUCUUUUACUUCUACUAUGCAGUCUCAGCUUCAUUUGCCACAUAGUUCCUUUGAGAACUCUCGUUUGGAUAUGUCUUCCAUCAAUCAUCCCGCUGAGCUCAACUAGUGUCCUUGUAUGAGCCUACUCAACUUAUGACUUUAACGUUGGAAAAGCUCCACUUGUGUCUGGUUUGGAUAUGUAGAUAGGCUAGUCUACAUUGAUUUUGAUUGUUUUACUACAACAAUCAAUCCGUUGAUCGAAACACAAUAGGUUUUGAAUUUGAUUACUUUUUAGAGUUAGAAGUUGUAACUUGUAAUCAGUAGUUAUCAGUUUCUUUCACCAAGGCUUAGUGAUUUUAAACUUGCAACUAAUAUAGAGAUUAAUAUUCUUUCCUUUCAAAUUUGUCUUUUUGAGAUUUCACAUAUAGUAAAAAAUAUUUUAAAUUGAUUUUAAAUAUAUUAUUUUUGAGAUUUAAUAUAUCUCACAACUUUUAACCAAUCAAAAUUCACUAAACAUAAUUAAUUUUUAUUUUUUUACAAUUUAUUAUUAUUAUCUAAUAAAAAUGUACUGAAAAUAGAAAAUAUAUUUUUAAAACAACUUUUUGAAAAAUAUUUAUAAUUUUGGAACGGAGAUAAUACUAGAGAUAUUAGCUGGUGGAAGUAACCAUAUUUUUUUCCAGCAAAGACCAAGCAAAACAUGUACCCUUCCAACUGUUUGAAAUGACAUGGCACAGUUUAAGAUAUAUUUUAACCAAACAACUAUAGUUUUUCUUUUAUAUAAUAGUAAAUGCAAUUAGUAGUCACAAGAAAGUGACGGAGGUAUGAAGCAAAAAAGAGUUUCUAUUUGUAAAAGAAAUAGCUAAUGUGAACUGUGUAAAGGUUUGUGGUUAAUUUCUUGUUCCCUCAUUAAGUUGUCGUCUCAUCAUUUCUUUUCUUCUUAUUUAGUUUUCAUUUUCUAUAUCCCUCCCCAAAUGUCAUUGGUUUAAAUAUGUCUAUCUGCCACAAUCCAUGUCAACAUUGGACCAGUGAGAUCUCCCACACAAAAAGCACCCAAAGAAAAAUAGAGACAUACAAGGAACAUAUUCGCAAUAUGAAACUAAGGAACCAACAACAAGUUAAGAUAGUGAAAUAUUAAAACGCCAAUCAGACCUUCAUCUCCUCGACCAACUACGGAAGCGCCGCCCAAACUGAAGGGAGAGAAAGCAAGAUAAAUCUUGUAGCCGUUGAGGGGCUAAAUUUCCUUCCCCUACAAGCAAGCAUUUCUUUCAUAUCUUUUAUCAUACUUUUUAAUGGGUUUUGAGUUUUCACAUAAUUCAUGAAGGAAAUGGAGUUGCAGCACAAUAACAUGUACCUACGAGCUAAGAUAGCACAAGGCGCGAGAUUGAAUCCGGAACAGCAGGGUUCGAGUGUGAUACAAGGAACGGCGGUUUAUGAGUCCGGUCUGUCAUCUUCUCAUGAUCAGUCCCAGCAUUAUUACCGGAACUAUAUUCCGGUUAACCUUCU
Molecule: messenger RNA, 3625 nt
Organism: Raphanus sativus (radish)
Lineage: Eukaryota; Viridiplantae; Streptophyta; Magnoliopsida; Brassicales; Brassicaceae
Source: RefSeq, a predicted model, not a curated record